UCCGUGUUCUCGCAUCUGAUGUUGAUUAUUCGAGCUCGACCCUGCGAGCACCUUGGGGAUCUCGUCUUGCUAUCAACAAUCAUGGCCAUGUUGCUCUUCUACUUAUCUCCCAGCGACCUAGUCGAUAGCCUUCCAACGGGUAGAAAAGGCAACACCUGCUGGAUAGUACUCUCUUCGGAGCGGCUCUUUGUCUCUUAGUUCCGCGCACUACUAUGCCUUGCGCCCUCUCCAAUCCCGAAGCUCAGGACACAAGAGAGGAAUAUACCCUUAGUACAGGCCAUGUCCGUUCUCCUUUGGAGAAGAGCUUGGUUCUCAGACUAGACUGCUUUUUGCUGUUUUUCGGAUGUGUAUCCCAGGUCAUCAAGUAUCUGGAUCAGCAAAACAUUAAUACUGCAUAUGUAUCUGGGAUGAAAGAAGACCUGAAUCUAGUCGGAAAUGAGCUGAAUUACUUUACGACCUACUUCAACAUCGGCUACUGUAUAAUGCUCGUUCCAUCUCAAAUUAUCAUGACGUACGUUCGACCUUCCUUCUGGCUUCCUGGUCUCGAAAUCGCCUGGGGAAUCUCGACUGGGAGCAUCGCUGCCUGUCACAGUCCAAAACAGAUUUACGUCGUUCGGACAUUCUUGGGACUAUGCGAAAGCAGCGCGUGGCCCGGUACGAUGACACUAUUUAUGCAUUGGUACACUCCCACCGAGCUCGCAAAACGCAUGGGUUUCUACCACUCUUGUCAAGCGAUAGGCAGCAUGAUGGCCAACGCUCUUCAGACUGCUGUGCAAGGCACUUUGGAUGGACAUUACGGGAUGGCGGGGUGGCGAUGGUUGUUCAUCAUUAACGGUAUCAUGACCGUUGUCUUUGCCUUUUUUGGUUUUUUCCUUCUUCCCGAUCUGCCCAACAAACCUAAUCCGAGGGCGUUUUGGUUCAACAAGGACCAUGCCGCAAUGGCUAUGGAACGGUUGGAGAGGCAUCACCGUGCCGAACCAAAGAAAGUGACUUGGGCUAGCAUCAAACGCUCAGCUGCCAACUGGGUGAUAUAUUUCAUCACUAUCCUCUAUGUUGCCACAGUACUGGCUAGUUAUGGAUACGUUUACUUUAAUCUCUGGCUGAAGUCGCUUAAAAAUCCUGAUGGGACCAGUCGCUGGGGCGUGUCGGAGAUCAACGCUAUACCGAUUGGUGGUCAAGCUAUCCAAGUAGCAUUCGUCUGGAUUUGGGCACUAUUAUCCGACUGGCUCAAGACCAGGCACUGGUUGAUCAUUCUUCAAGGCAUUAUCGGCCUUGUUCCAUGCAUCAUUAUGACGAUUUGGAAUGUUCCUGAUGGGGCGAAGUACUUCUCGUACUUCACAUCGUUUGUCGCGCUCGGUACUGCCCCCUUGAUAUUUGCAUGGGUAUCGGACCUCAUCCCCCAAGAUCCUGAGCAAAGGUCACUUGUGGUCGGUGUAGCUGUUGCCGUUUAUUAUGCCAUCUCUGCUUGGUCUCAAGUUCUCGUAUGGCCAGCUUCUCAAGCGCCCCAUUACAAGUACGGCUGGCAGGUGUCUCUCAGCCUCUGGAUUCUUGUCAUCAUCAUGACACUAACGUUGCGGUGGAUCGACAUACAAUACAUGCUGCCAAAACUGAACUCGGAAAGGAUGGCGGCAGGUUGGACUCAAUCGCGGCGGACGAACUACCUCUACGGCACGUCUAGACGCCGUUUCACUGUUUCAGUCUGUGGUUGAAAGAAAGUUUAUAUAUCACAGACUGUAGAUAAAUAGGACAACAAUUAGUAAUCGUAAUCAUCUUCAAUGUUGAGUGUUGGCUUCAUAGAUUUUUUACCUGUACCUGUGGAUGGACAUUUAGUCACGAUCCCUUUGACAGCAAGGCACAGAUCAUCCGUUAAUUCCGACGA
Molecule: messenger RNA, 1879 nt
Organism: Guyanagaster necrorhizus
Lineage: Eukaryota; Fungi; Basidiomycota; Agaricomycetes; Agaricales; Physalacriaceae
Product: putative allantoate permease
Exons: 14
Coding region: 213-1709 (498 amino acids)
Biological process (GO): transmembrane transport
Cellular component (GO): membrane
Molecular function (GO): transmembrane transporter activity
Source: RefSeq, a predicted model, not a curated record